AUGGCCCAAGGGUAUAAAGCCCUGCUUUUUCUCAUUCAGUUGGGGCUGCAUAACUCAUCUUUGUUUUUCCUUUCUCUUUCCUUCUUUAUCCCCUUUUUUUGCUUUGCUCCAGCUAUACUUCCUACACCUUCAGCCUUGAGUGUCACUGCUGCCUUAGAACAGCCUGGACCUACCCUUCCGCCUCCUUGCUCUCUGGUCCCCCAACAAGGCCCUCUGGCAACUGCUAACCAGCCUUCCCCAUUCCCUACUCCCUCAACCCCUUUUGAGGUCCCUUUUCCCCACUCAUCCUUAGAGACAGCCCUAGCUUUGGGAGGUUCCCCUUCCCCUGCUGGUACCCCCACUUUCCUACCAGACCUAAUAGGGCCUCCCAUCUCCCCAGCUGCCUUAGCUCUAGCCUCUCCCAUGAUAGCUCCGGCUUUGAAAGGAGCCCAUUCCUCUUCAGCUCCCUUGGCUCUAGUGGCCUUGGCUCCCCCCUCAGUUCAGAAGAGCUCUGCUUUUCCACCUAACCCUCUGACCUCGCCUCCUCCAGUUGUUGCCACUGAGUCAGGAUUAAUGACAUCUCUUUCAACUCCCGUUGCUCCCUCAGACCCAAAGACUUCUAUUCAGGUUCCCUCUCAGGUAGUCACUAACCCAAAAGGUACCCCCAGUCCUCCAGGUAUAGUCAGUGAUGUUUCACCCCACUUUGUAACUCCUUUGGCCCCUGUUCAAUCUGUAGUGACCCCGUGUCCUCAAACACCACCCGCUGCUCCCCUAACCAUCACUUCCUCUCAGGUGAAAGGCAUCCCUGUUCCCUCAGCUCUGAUUUCUCCACAAAACCCAGUAAACAUCACCUUAAAAGGGUCCCUUAGUCCACCUGCUGCCUUACCACUUUCAACCCAGUGUGUUCCUACGACCACCUCUUCUCAAAAGACUGCAGCUCCCAGUGUGCCCCCAGUUUUCCUCACUUCUCUGGGUUCUCAUCUUGUACCUUUACAUGAGAGUUCUUUUAGUUCUCCUGUCCAACCUUCAGGUCAAACAGGCCCUUAUGUUCUCUCAGAUCCUACAGUGGAUACUGUCCCUGUGGGUCAUUCUCAGAGAUCUGUAAUUCCUCCCCUUCCUUCCAGAAAUGAGGUGGUUCCUGCAGUUGUGGGUGCUUUUCCAGUGACUUCCCCUUUGGUUUUGACUUCCCCCUCUACCAUCACUAGUGACAGCACUUCUGGCUCUCCAAAUGUAGCUACCUCUUUUCCAUUAUCUCUUACAGCUUCUCUUAUUCCCAGAGACUCUCCUGAUUCUGCUCAUGAUCAGUCUUUGGUGUCCCAGGUUCCUGCUUCUCCAGGGAGUCCAGGUUUAAAAGAAGCUCCUGUUUCUUUUGUUGGAGCCACACCACUUGUGAUAACUAGCCCAUCUGCAAUUUCUGCAGCACCUCCCAUCUGUGAGGUAGCUACUUGUAUCUCUUCUCCAGUUUCAUCAGCUUCCCAUACUACCUUGGUUAUAGCACCUGUGGUUCCCAAAGAGCUUCCUACUCCUCAAGAACUAACCACUCUGGGGACAGCAGUCUCUCCUCCUCCUCUGCCAGUUCCUGAAGACUCCAGAAGUCUCCCCACUUCAGUACUUGUAAAACUUCCAACACAGAAAGAUCUCCAAACUGUACCUGCCUGUCCUGUAAGAGACCCUAUUUCUCCAGACCAGCCAGGACUCUCCACCAAGAAAGACCCUACUCUACCGCCAUUGGCUCUGGCAGCCCCUAAAGAUUCCCCUUCUCCCCAGAGUUUGCCUUCUCUGGAGAUGUCUCUUUCUCCUAAAGCUGCCUUAGCAAAGGAGAGCCCUGUAAAAUUUCUUCCUGUAGUUGAGCUAGCCAACACUAUUACCUCUUCUCCGGGUGUUCUUAACUCCCCAGCCUCUGUAAUCAAGACAGAUUCUUAUACCAGCCCAGGCCCUGCUAGUGUGCUCCUCAAAAGUUUUCCCACUACUCCAACAGUAGCUACAUUUUCUUUGGAAAGUGGUGCCUCUGCAGCUCCUACAGACAUCCCAAAUAAGAAAGAUCCUGCUGCCCCUGCUGGGGUAGCUCCUGCAACUGCCACAGCUACUGCUAUUCCUAUAACUACAGCCAUCCCUUUUCUAGAAGGAGCUGUCUCUUCAGAAGCUCCUAAAAGUCAGCCAGCCAAGAAAGGUGCUUCCACUCUACCUUUGCUUCCUUCAGCCUCUGUAACUUGCCCUGUGGCUCCAGCUGUGAUUUCAUCCCCCCAGGUUGUUUCUACUUCUGUAGCUACCUUGGCACUGGCCCCUGAAAUAACCAAGUCUGUGCCCUUGCCCUCUCUUCCCCCAACUGGGAUGCCUCCUCCAAAUGCAGAGGAAGUUGAUGAUAUUUCUCAUACAGCAGCAUUGGCACCUGCUGCUUCCUCUACUCAUGGGCACCCAGCUGAGAAAGGCUCGGGUGCUUCUGUUACUGCAUCUUCCAAAGGAACUCAAACUUACCUAGCUGAUUCACCAUCUCCUUCAGGGACCAGUGUGUCUCCUCAGACUAAAAGACCUCCAGCCAAGAAGGGUUCAGCUCCUUCCCCUACUACCUUGACUCUUGCUCCUUCAGUUUCUAAAAGUGUGCCUGCUAUCCCUGAUUCUCCAGUUGGAAAUCUCCCAUUGCCUAUUUCUCCAGUUGAAGUUCCCUUUCUUCCAGAAGCCAGUCUUUCUUUUCAAGGCCCUAAAGGCUCACCAGCCAAAAAGCAUUCUCCUACUCCUCCAUCCUGUAAAGGGGCCUCUGCUUUCCCAUCCCCCAAAGAUGCCCCUACUACCCCUGUUCUGGUUCCCUCCCCCAAAGAGACCCUAUUAACCCCAUCCCCCAAAAGAGCCCCUACUCCCCAAGCUAUAACUCUUCCCUCCUCUAAAGGGGAUCCCAAUCCCUCAGCUGAGAUUCUUCCAUCUCCCAAGGGGACCUCUGCUAUUUCAUCCCCUAAAGGGGAUCCCACUACCCCAGCUGUAACUCCUCCCUUUAAAGGGGACCCUAAUCCUCCAGCUGAGACUCCUCUACCUACCCCAACCACCAAGAAGGCCCCUACUACCCUACUUGUAACUCCUCUCUCCUCUAAAGGGGACUCCAUUCCUCCAGUUGAGAUUCUUCCACCCACCAAGGGGGUCCCCAAAACCUCAUCCACCAAGGGGUCACCUUCUGCCCCACCUGAAAUUCCUUUCUCUAAAAGGGACCCCAGUCCUCCAGCUGAGACUCCUCCACCCACUAAGGGGACACCUGCUACCCUAGCCACCAAGAAGUCCCCUGCUACCCCAUCUGUAACUCCUCUCUCCUCUAAAGGGGACCUCCGUCCUCCAGCUGAGGCUCUUUCACCUACUAAGGGGGUUCCUCCUACCCCACCCACCAAAUGGGCCCCUGCUACUCACCCUGUAACUCCUCUCUCCUCUAAAGAGGGUCCUAAUCCUCCAGCUGAGACUCCUCCAUCCACCAAAGGGGCCUCAGAUACCCCAUGCCCCAAGAGGACCCCUGCUACUCCACCCACCAAAGGGACCUCCUCUAAACCACGCAACAAGGGGGUCUCUAAAGGGGACCCCAAUCCUCCAGCUGAGACUCCUCCAUCCACCAAAGGCGCCCCUGCUACCCCACCCACCAAGGGGCCCCCUCCUUCCCUUUCCCCAAAGAGGACCCCUGUUAUCCCACCCGCCAGGGAGCAGGAGGCCCUUGCUGCCCCAAAUAUAACUCCUCUCUCCUAUAAAGGGGACCUAAAUCUUCCAGCAGAGACUCCUCCAUCCACCAAGGGGUCUCCUCCUACCCUACCCACCAAGGGGACCCCUGCUAUCCCAGCUAUGACUCCUCCUUCCUCUAAAGAGGACCCCAGUCCUCCGGCUGCUAUUCCUCCAUCUCUCAAAGGGGUCCCAGCUACUCCAUCCCCUAUAGAGGCCCCCACUGUCCUAGCUAUAACUCCUCCCUCUUCUAAAGGGACCCCCAUUCCCCUAGCUGAGACUCCUCUGUCCCCCCAAAAGGCCUCUGCUGCCCCAUCCCCCAAAGGCACUCCUGCUAUUCCAGCUGUGGCUCCUUCCUCCCCCAAAGGGGCCCCUCCUUCCCCAGUUUCAGUCAACUGUCCCUUGGAGACCAUUGCCCCUCAGUCAUCUAAAGGGGAGCCCUUUACAAAGAAAGGUCCUGCAACUUUCCAGGAAGUACCUGUUGCCCCAGGACCAGUCAUCCCAGCUGCCACCCAGAAAGGUCCACCAGCCAAGAAAGGUUCUGCCGCUUCGCCUCCUACAUGCCCAGAUUCCUCAGCUAAGAAUGGAAAUAAAGGACCCCUUUCUUCAGUGCCUCCAGCCCCUCCAAAGACUCCCAAAGUCCUCCCUGUCUCUGCAGUGAAGGACAAAGAUUCUGUUCAUUCCCCAAAGGGUUCCUUGGAGGCUCCUGAGUCUAAGACCUCUAUCCCUCUAGCAACAGCUGCCUCUGAGAAAGUCCUUCCUAAAGCUGGGUCAGCAUCUGUCUCUCCAGGACCUACCCCAGCAGUCUCUCUGCCUCUUGCUCCCUCCCCGGUUCCCCCUCUGCUUCCUAAACAGCAACUUCCACCGUCCUCACCUGGGCUGGUGCUGGAAUCACCCCAUAAGCCCCCAGCCCCUGCUGAUGAGGAUGAAUUGCCGCCUCUGAUUCCCCCGGAACCAGUCUCAGGGGGAGUGCCUUUCCAGUCCGUCCUCGUCAACAUGCCUAUCCCAAAACCUGCUGGAAUCCCUGCCCCAACCCCCUCCACCAAGCAACCUGUUCUGAAGAACAAUAAGGGUAUUUGCCUUGGUUUGCUGUGUGCAUGGUGUGUCGCCCACACCCCUCUUGGGGUCUACCCACCAAUACUAACCCUAGGAUGCGCCGCUUUCUCUGAUGUAUCUGCUUGUGUUUGGACAUAGAACAUAGAAUGAUAAUUUUACAUGCAAGAGCUCUCCGGAUAUGAAAUCAAAUCUUGGUUUUCAUCACCUCAGAUUGUUCAUUGUGAAUCAACUUGUGUCAAGUGAUCUCCAGACAGAACUCUGGGUCUGCCAUAUUUUUUUACCUAACUAAUCUGACUUUGAAAACCAAGACCUACCAGACCUUUAAUUUGCUCUAAUCUCUACCACAUCACUAACCUUGUCCCUGGGCCUGGAAUUUGCUACAAAUAUGGGGGAAUCUGGAGUAAUUUGAAUUUCUUUUCUCUUCUUAAACUUAGUAAUGACCAGUUGCCCAGGGACACCCUUAAAACUGUAUAGAGACCUGUUUUUUCUUGCCUGAGAAUGAUGGUGGUAUAUGCUUUUUUCCCUCAGUAAUCUUUACUGAUGCUUGGCCCUUCAAUUGAGGGAAACUUAAAAUAUCUGAAUUAUGUUUGGAAGAAAUGAGGGCGGACACAAGACAGUAUCUAGUGGAGGAGAUGAUUAUUAGAGUUAUAGGUCGACGUCACUGAGAAUCUUCAAGCUAUAUUGAUUAGAUCAAAUUGCUAGGGUGAAGUGGUUUGAAAAUAAGACCAAACGUGUAUACACAACUGCUUCUUGCCUCUCCCAACCCAGGAUGAGGGGAAAGUGCCCUGCCUCCACAAUGUGACAUCAUUGUUUUUUGUUUUUUCACUUAAAUGUAUCUGGAGACACCUUGUCUGCCAGAACCUUUCUGUGGUGGUAUUGGGUUUUUAGAGUUCGGUGGGUUAUUGGUGUUUUCCUGGCCAAGAAGUAAAGACCCUGAGGGAAAGGAAGCAGAGUAUGUAAACUGCUCAGUUGUUUCUAGUUAUUACCCCUCAUUUCUGGGGCUGGGUCUUCUAAUGAAUGUGUACACACUAGUUUCUAUAUCAGGAGCCAUGGAGCUGACUUCAGCCAACUCAGUUGGUUUACAAAUAACUUUGUGAGGUUCAGGCAAGCCAUGGUGAGAUGACCGCUCCCUACACUCUACUAUUAAAUAGCAAAAGCUGUUUGUCA
This is a messenger RNA of Choloepus didactylus (southern two-toed sloth), 5889 nucleotides long. Its product is annotated as nascent polypeptide-associated complex subunit alpha, muscle-specific form-like. The transcript has 2 exons. The record is from RefSeq and is a predicted model, not a curated record. The coding region runs from base 1 to 4860 and encodes 1619 amino acids. Lineage: Eukaryota; Metazoa; Chordata; Mammalia; Pilosa; Megalonychidae.